ACCCGCCGGAGAGCCGGUCUCGCUCCCGUGCCCGUACGCCGUGCGCGUCACCUUAUAUACGAGCCGGCCGCCCCACGCCGCGUCGCCGCUCGCAUCCAUCCACCACACGCCCACGCCGGCACAGCCGCACGAGCGGGCCAGCGAGGCCGUUUCGAUCGCGUCCCUCCGUGCGGGAGCGUCCGUUUGCCAGCCAGCGGCCAUGGCGCUGGAGGCCGUGGUGUUCUCCCCGGCGGGCCAUUUCGGCUACGGCCGCGGGGACUCGCCGUACGCGCUGCCCUGGUGCGACAUGGGCGACCUCGGCGCGGGGGAUUACAGCUGGGAUCAGGAGCUGGACGCGUGGGCGGCGCCGGCCGUGUGGGACGACGACUGGGGGGAGGCGGCGUCCGCCAGGGACCACUCCUCGGACGCCUCCUCGGACCGGCAGCAGCAGGGCAAGGAGGCGGCGCCCGAGCCGCCGGCGCCGGCGGUGCGGAGGAAGCGGCGCCGCACCAAGGUCGCCAAGAACAAGGAGGAGAUGGAGACCCAGCGGAUGACCCACAUCGCCGUCGAGCGCAACCGCCGCCGCCAGAUGAACGAGUACCUCGCCGUGCUCCGCUCCCUCAUGCCGCCGUCCUACGCCCACAGGGGUGACCAGGCAUCGAUCGUCGGUGGCGCCAUCAACUACGUGAGGGAGCUGGAGCACCUGCUCCAGUCGCUCGAGGUCCAAAAGAGCAUCAGGAACCGGCGGGGCGGCUCCACGGACGCCGGCGGCAGCUCCUCCCCGCUCGCCGGCUUCUUCAGCUUCCCGCAGUACUCCACCUCGCCGGCUCAUCACGGCUGCAGCAGCUCCACGAGCAACACGGGCAAUAAUGCCGCCAGCAGCGGCGACGUGUCGGCCGAGAGCGGCCGGCCGGCGGCGGUCGCGGACAUCGAGGUGACCAUGGUGGAAGGCCACGCGAGCCUCAAGGUGCUCGCGCGGCGGCGCCCCAAGCAGCUCCUCAAGCUCGUCGCCGGCCUGCACCAGCUGCGCAUCCCGCCGCUGCACCUCAACAUGACCACCGUCGACGCCAUGGUCCUCUACACAUUCAGUCUCAAGGUGGAGGAUGACUCCAAGAUGGGUUCUGUUGAGGACAUCGCCACCGCUGUGGAUGAGAUUCUCGGCAGCAUCCAGCAGCAGGAGGAGGAGACCGCCGCCAUGUGAAACCCUGCACAGGACCUGCAUCUAUCUGCAUGCCCCCUGCACACUGCACUGGCAGUGCCGUCCUGCCAGUGGAAUCCCGUAGCCUGUACUGCAUGUGACCGUGAUUGCACCCUGGGCAGGCACCUGAUGAGCCACACAGGCAGCAAGGAUACAUGUCAAGAAUUUUAGGCUGUAAUCUAAUCACCUAUUCACCUUCACCUAGCUCCUUUAACUUGGAGCGGACUACUUGUAUAUUCAAUUAUUCACAGAUACAAAUUUGCAUGAAGCUAAUAAGCUACCACGAAUGGGUCUGUGGAUCCACGCA
Panicum virgatum (switchgrass) is the source of this 1484-nucleotide messenger RNA. RefSeq names its product transcription factor bHLH94-like. Gene Ontology annotation, biological process: regulation of transcription by RNA polymerase II. The transcript is spliced from 3 exons. Bases 200 to 1180 code for a protein of 326 amino acids. Lineage: Eukaryota; Viridiplantae; Streptophyta; Magnoliopsida; Poales; Poaceae. The record is from RefSeq and is a predicted model, not a curated record. Gene Ontology annotation, molecular function: RNA polymerase II cis-regulatory region sequence-specific DNA binding; DNA-binding transcription factor activity, RNA polymerase II-specific; protein dimerization activity.